UUACCAAGAACGACAUGUCCCAAUCAGGUUAGAAAAUGAUAACAUUAUUCAAGUCGCGUGUAAGCCAAAUUUUAAACGCAUGUGAAAAACUAAAGUGUACGCGCGAUUUCGCGUCCUACGAUCAAUAAUAAUCGACAGGACAAACAUAAAAAUCCAAAUGCCUUUGAUUUCGAGGAAUUGUCCUCAUAUCGCUAAUCGUGGUGAUCUCGCGUUUAUUGAGAUUGUUGUAUCUCAAAAGGAGAGAUUUAAAAAAUGUAGUGAAUGUGAUACGGAUGGACCCAACUUAUGGCUAUGCUUAUUUCCUGAUUGUCGUUGGGUCGGAUGUCCAGAAACGCAUUUGGAUCAUAGUACUGUACACAACCAAAAAUUUCCUAAUCAUUGUGCUCAUAUGAAUCUUUCUACAAAUCGUAUAUGGUGUUACUCCUGUAAAAAAGAAGUUAUAACCAGACAUGUACCAUCACCACCAGUUUCACCUAUUCAUGUGGAUAUAAAAGCACAAAGUAAUAAAUUUGCUGGUGAUGCACCUAUUAAUAUAGAUUGUAAAACAGACGACCUCAAUCGGCUUCUAUUGGAUAAGUUUUAUGGUGAGUUUUUAAAUAGAGUAAACUAUGAGAAAGAUGGAUUAUUUAAUGAAAAAUCAGGCGAUUCACCAGAUAGUACAGACUCUGAUGAAAGUAAAGAUUUUUCCGGAAAGCCAAGAGGUCUUGUCGGUCUUCAAAACAUUGGUAAUACAUGUUACAUGAAUGCAGCCCUUCAAGCUUUAUCAAAUGUACCUCCUUUGACUCAAUUCUUUUUGGAUUGUGGUCAUAUGGUUAGCUAUAUGUCCAAAGAUAGAAAGCCUGGUUUGAGCUUAAGCUAUUUAAACCUUAUUCGAGACAUGUGGAAUAGGAAAACAAGAGGAUAUGUUGUACCACAUGGAAUAUUAUUUGGUAUUCGAACAGUUCAUCCAAUGUUUAGAGGAUAUCAUCAACAUGAUACUCAAGAAUUUUUGAGAUGUUUUAUGGAUCAGUUACAUGAAGAAUUAAAAGAACAUAUUGAAGAUGAUCGUGAUAAUUUGUUAAGAUUAAAGGGAUUAGGAGAACCAUCUUCAGAUGAAGAUGAAACUGAAAUUGAUGGAAAUGGUUCUAGCCAAUCAGAUGCUGAGUAUGAAACUUGUGAUUCUGGAGUAAGUGAACAAAGUUCUCUUAGUGAUGAAGGUGAACGUGGUACAAAGAGAAGAUAUUCCCGGGUAUCUCAGUCAGAAAAACUAAGAAGUAAAUUUACAAAUAGAAGUAUCAAAAAGUCAACCAUAGAUCAACCAUUUUCUCAGCCACAGAGAUCAACGCAAAAUUCACCUGUGAAAUGCAGAACUAAAAAGCAAAUGAAAACACGAAGUAUCAUCAGUGAUAUAUUCGAUGGAAAACUUCUAAGUAGCGUACAAUGUCUUACUUGUGACAGGAUUUCGACAAGAGUAGAAACUUUUCAAGACUUGUCAUUACCCAUUCCAAGUAGAGAUCAUAUCGAUAUGUUGCAUCAAGGACCGCUAACUCCACAAAAAGCAGGGCCUUGUUCAGAUGUUGUGUAUGUAACUAAUCAAUCUGGUUGGCUUUCAUGGUUCUUGCAAUGGAUGCGCUCUUGGUUUUGGGGUCCAGUUGUUAGUCUCCAUGAUUGUCUUUCUGCAUUUUUUAGUGCAGAUGAACUUAAAGGAGAUAAUAUGUACAGUUGUGAAAAGUGUAACAAACUACGUAAUGGAAUUAAAUUUUCAAAAGUUUUGGAGCUACCUGAAAUAUUAUGUGUCCAUUUAAAAAGAUUUCGUCAUGAAUUAAUGUUUAGUUCAAAAAUAGCAAAUUAUGUUUCAUUUCCAUUAGGAGGGUUAGAUAUGCGACCAUAUUUGCAUAAAGAAUGUGUAUCUAAAGUAACCAUGUAUGAUUUAAUAUCAGUUAUAUGUCAUCAUGGAACAGCUGGUGGUGGUCAUUAUACUUGUUAUGCAUUAAAUCCUAUUGUUAAUAAAUGGUUUGAAUUUGAUGAUCAGUGUGUCACAGAAGUCUCACCGGAAACUGUAAAGCAUUGUGAGGCUUAUGUGUUAUUUUAUAAAAAGUGGUCACCAGAAAUGUUGCAAUUACAUGAUAAAACUAUGGAAUUGAUGGAAAUUUCAUCUAGAGAAUUAUCUGAUUUGAACUUUUUUGUAUCUCGACAAUGGAUAAAUCGUUUCAAUACAUUUUCGGAACCAGGACCUAUAGAUAAUUCUGAUUUCCUCUGUCCACAUGGUGGUGUCAAUCCUGUUAGAGCACAAUUUGUAGAUAAACUUAGUAUGCCCAUUCCACAAGCAGUUUGGGAGUAUUUAUAUAAUACAUUUGGAGGAGGUCCAGCAUGUACACAUUUAUAUGAAUGUCCAAUUUGUGAAGAAAAGUAUGAAUCGUUGCAGAAAAGAAGACAAUAUGAAAUGGAAAUAUUUCAACAAUUAAACCAUAACACUGACAAUCCUACUGCUAUAUAUGGAUUGGCCAUGGCUUGGUUACGUCAAUGGCAAAGUUUUGUAAGGGGUAAAGAGACUCAACCACCCGGACCAAUUGAUAAUAAUUCUAUUAUAAUAAAUAAAAAUGGUCAGAAUAUCCUUAAAGUUGGUUCAGAUUAUGGACAAAUACCAGAAGAACUUUGGCAAUUUUUUUUAACUACAUAUGGUGGAGGACCAGAAUUAAUGUUACAUUCAUGUCAAAGACCUGUUUCUGCUCAGUUUAAUGUAUCAUUACAUUCCACUUCAAAUUCGAAUACAGAUCAGAAUUUUAAAUCCAGUCGUACAGAAGUUAAAUCUAAUAAACUCUAUAUAACUAGGAGUUCUGAGACAAUUUCACAACCCGAUAGCGCUAUUGAAAGUUUAACUUCUGAUAGUGAUUCACAUCAAACACAAAGGGAUGUCAGUGAGUAA
Molecule: messenger RNA, 2905 nt
Organism: Eufriesea mexicana
Lineage: Eukaryota; Metazoa; Arthropoda; Insecta; Hymenoptera; Apidae
Gene: Usp20-33
Product: Ubiquitin specific protease 20/33
Exons: 4
Coding region: 158-2905 (915 amino acids)
Biological process (GO): protein deubiquitination
Molecular function (GO): cysteine-type deubiquitinase activity; zinc ion binding
Source: RefSeq, a predicted model, not a curated record